Molecule: messenger RNA, 1961 nt
Organism: Lecanosticta acicola
Lineage: Eukaryota; Fungi; Ascomycota; Dothideomycetes; Mycosphaerellales; Mycosphaerellaceae
Source: the annotation of a GenBank genome assembly
AUGGCGAUCUUCAAGAGACAUGCCCUCAAGACUGGAAAUACCGCCAGGACACCAGCUUCGCAACUCACGCUGAGGCAGUCAAUCUGUUCGUAGGAUCCGCCAUUUGCCCCGCAGACAUGCUGACCAUGAGCAGACCCGCUAUGUCUGGUGACUAUACUUUUCUUUCUAUGGGUAAGUUCGAUGCCGCUGAGCGAGAUAGCCACCAUUGACCAUUCGCUAGGGAUUCUCGUAUGGCCUGCUUGACACCUUGAAUAAGCACUUCCAAAACGUGCUCGACAUCACAAGAGCUCGGUGAGUGGUGCUUUGGGAAUAAUAAAGAUAGCAAUGGAAGCUGAUAUGGAUCUUCUCAGUUCCUCCGGUCUCCAAGCCGCGUACUUCGGCGCCUACCCACUGGCAUCCCUCGGCCACGCCAACUGGUUACUACGCCACUACGGCUACAAGGCCACCUUCAUCUGGGGCCUCUGUCUCUACGCCAUCGGAGCCCUAGUAGCCUGGCCAUGCAUUCUCAACCGUUCCUUCGGAGGCUUCUGCGCGGCCAUCUUCAUCAUCGGUAACGGCCUCGGAUCUCUCGAAACGGCAGCAAAUCCCUACAUCACCGUCUGUGGACCCCCACGGUACUCGGAGAUGCGCAUCAAUUUCUCGCAAGCUUUCAAUGGCAUCGGGACCGUUGUCGCGCCCGUGCUCGGAUCGUAUGUCUUCUUUAAGAAUACGGGUACGGAUAAGGAUUCGUUGAAGACGGUGCAGUGGGUUUACCUGGCCAUUGCAUGUUUCUGUUUCCUGCUUGCUGUUGUGUUUUACUUGUAAGUCUUUGCAGGAUGCUGGCGGUUCAAUAAUGAGGGAGCAAGCCACUGAUGAUUUUGGCUUCUAGUUCUCCCAUCCCGGAGAUCACGGAUGCGGAUAUGGCUUUCCAGGCGGAGGAGACGCACGCUGGGACUGAUGAUCAACCGUUCUGGAAGCAGCAUCGACUUUUCCAUGCUGCAUUUGCACAGGUGAGCAUACCAUGUUGUUGAUCCAUGUUGAGCGUCAGUACUGAGCGAUGCUUCGCUUUGUCAGUUUUGCUAUACCGGAGCUCAAGUGGCAGUUGGUAAGUCAACAUACCAGUCCCGUUUUUUUGGGAAGAGUCCAAACAGCUGAUUCAGACAUCUCAGCAAGCUUCUUCAUCAACUACGCCACAGAGACUCGACCCAACACCUCAUCCGCACUCGGUGCUCAAUUACUCGCAGGCGCUCAGGGAGGCUUCGCACUCGGCCGAUUCGCCGGUGUCGCGAUUAUGAAAUUCGCGCGACCAAGAUGGGUCUUCCUGUUCUAUCUCACAAUGUAAAGUCCAUCCCAAUCCUCAAGAAGAGAUACGCAAGGCGAAUCUGACCGUCGCAGGUGUAUCGUCUUCAUCGCCCCAUCCAUUUCCCAACGAGGCAGCACGGGCAUCGCCAUGCUCUUCCUCACCCUCUUCUUCGAAUCCAUCUGCUUCCCCACCAUCGUCGCGCUCGGAAUGCGUGGCCUGGGGAAAUACAGCAAGCGAGGUUCGGGCUUCAUCAUCGCCGGUGUUUCUGGUGGAGCGGUAAGGAUCCCCAACCAAACGAAAACGAAAACGAAAUCCACCCCCCCUCUCUCUCUCAUCAUCAUCAUCAUCAUUGACGAUUUUCUUUCCAUAGGUCGUCCCGCCAGCUCUCGGCGCAGCAGCUGACCGUUCCGGCACCGCCACGGCCAUGGCCAUCCCGCUGGCCUUCUUCGUUCUGGCGUGGAGUUAUGCCUUCGCGGUGAAUUACGUCCCGGCCUAUCGCGAGCCGAUUGAUAUGUUGAAGGAUUCCACCUUGGCUGUCGAUCCUGCGCCUGGAGAUGAGGAGAGUGGGAGUGAAGUUCAGGUUCAGGAGGAAAAUGUGAAAUCGGGUAAGGACGGGGGCAUUGCGCAUGCGGAACAGCGCGAGGUUGCUGGGGAUGAUGAUAUCAAUGGGAAGAUGUGA